AUGGACUCAGGAGGACCAAGCAUGGGUCCUACAGACCCGGAGGACAUCGACCUCUACGGUGGGCACCUCUCCGACCUCCAGAACGACAUCAAGAAGGCGUACCGCAAGGCUGCCCUGCAGCACCAUCCUGACAAGGUCCCCGAGGAGCAACGACCGGAAUCCGAAGCGAAGUUCAAGGCCGUAUCGCAGGCCUACGAAAUUCUGCGCGAUGAGGAGAAGCGCCACCUCUACGAUACCCAUGGCAUGGCUGCCUUUGAUCCCUCGCGCGCUGGACCCGGCGGCGCCGAAGUCGACCUCAAUGAUAUCCUGGCCCAGAUGUUCGGCAUGAACAUGGGCGGCGCCGGCAUGCCCCGGAGGCCGCGCAAGGGCCCCGACGAGGAGCAAGAGUACAAGGUCACACUUGAGGAGCUCUACAAGGGCAAGACCGUCAAGUUUGCAGCCAACAAGAGGGUGGUGUGCAGCCAGUGCAAGGGCAGCGGUGCUAAGGACAAGGUCAAGCCGCAACAGUGCGACCGGUGCAAGGGCGUGGGGAUGCAGGAGGCCUACCGUCAAGUCGGCCCCGGCCUAGUCAGGAAAGAAGUUCUCCCUUGCGAUCAUUGCCAAGGCUCGGGCAUGUACUAUAAGGAGAAGGAUCGCUGCAAGAAGUGCAAGGGGAAGAGGACGACGGAGGAGAAGAAGGCUCUCGAGAUCUACAUUCCCCGCGGCUCGAUGCAGGGCGAGCGCAUCGUUCUCGAGGGCGAGGCCGACCAACACCCGGACCAGACCCCUGGAGAUAUCAUCUUCACCCUGGUUGAGGAGCCGCAUGACGUCUUCACCCGAAUCGGCAAUGACCUGUCUGCGGACCUCAACAUCACCCUAGCCGAGGCUCUUUCUGGCUUCUCCCGCGUCGUGUUGAAGCAUCUCGAUGGUAGAGGUAUCCACAUCGACCACCCCCGCGGCAAGAUCAUGCGGCCGACCGAGGUCAUCAAGAUUGCCGGUGAGGGCAUGCCACUCAAGCGUGGUGAAGCGAAGGGCGACCUCUUCCUGAUCGUCAAGAUCGACUUCCCUGAGAAUGGGUGGUUGAAGGACGAGAAAGAGUACGAGGUACUGCAGACGCUUCUGCCACCGCCGGAACCUCCUAUCGAUGCAGAAGAGGUGGACGAGGUGGAGUACGAGAGUGACGUUGACAUCGAAGAGAUGGGUGCCAACUCGGGCGAUCCUCGUUUCGCUCAUGGUUGGGAGGAUAUGGACGAGGAAGACGGGGCGCCCCAGUGUGCCACUCAGUAA
Messenger RNA from Thyridium curvatum, 1266 nucleotides. RefSeq lists its product as uncharacterized. Gene Ontology annotation, molecular function: Hsp70 protein binding. Gene Ontology annotation, biological process: protein refolding. The coding region runs from base 1 to 1266 and encodes 421 amino acids. The record is from RefSeq and is a predicted model, not a curated record. NCBI's taxonomy places the organism in Eukaryota, Fungi, Ascomycota, Sordariomycetes, Thyridiales, Thyridiaceae. The transcript has 4 exons. Gene Ontology annotation, cellular component: cytoplasm.